Messenger RNA from Uloborus diversus, 1577 nucleotides. It is a transcript of the gene DMAP1, whose product is annotated as DNA methyltransferase 1-associated protein 1-like. Gene Ontology annotation, cellular component: nucleus; NuA4 histone acetyltransferase complex; Swr1 complex. The transcript is spliced from 11 exons. NCBI's taxonomy places the organism in Eukaryota, Metazoa, Arthropoda, Arachnida, Araneae, Uloboridae. Gene Ontology annotation, biological process: chromatin remodeling; negative regulation of transcription by RNA polymerase II; DNA repair. The record is from RefSeq and is a predicted model, not a curated record. Gene Ontology annotation, molecular function: transcription corepressor activity. The coding region runs from base 147 to 1400 and encodes 417 amino acids.
UGACUUGUUUACAAACAAACAAAUGCGAUUCGAUUCAUAAUUUUCGUGUUUAAUAUAAUUUGCUGACAUUCAGUGAACUGUUCAAAGCUGUUUUUUGAAAAAAGUUUUUGUCUUUUAUAAGUUUCAACUAAAAAAAAGAAUUCAAAAUGAGUGAUGUAUUAGAUAUAUUGGACAUAGAGCGUCCACAAACUCCUGACCUUAGCAGAGAAAGCAUAAUGGGAAAUGAUAGAAAGAAAAAGAAGAAACUCAGUGAAGCAACUUUUAAACGUCCAGAAGGAAUGCAUAGAGAGUUAUAUGCUCUUCUUUAUUCAGAUAACAAAGAUAAUCCUCCUGUAUUCAUUACUGAUAAUGGACAAGGUUAUAAACAAAACAAGGCCAAAUUGGGUCUGAAACGAGUUCGUCCUUGGAAAUGGAUGCCAUUCAAUAAUCCUGGCAGAAAGGAUGGAGCAGUAUUUUACCACUGGAGACGUGUUGAAGAUGAAGGUGAAGAAUAUGCAUUUGCAAAGUUUAAUAAAUCUGUCUCGAUUCCAGAAUACACAGAUGAUGAAUACGUUCAGCAUCUUCAGCGGGAAGGCUGGACCCGACUGGAAACAGAUCAUUUAUUUGAUUUGUGCCAGAGGUUUGACUUGCGAUUCAUUGUAAUACAAGACAGGUGGGACAGAACUCGGUUCUCAAACAGAAGUGUUGAAGAUCUCAAAGAACGUUAUUAUAACAUUUGCAAUACCCUUGCCAAAGUUCGGGCAGUUGGAAGUGUGGAGCCAAAAUUAAUUGCCUAUGAUGCUGAUCAUGAAAGAAGAAGGAAAGAACAACUUAUUAAAUUAUAUGAUCGAACACCAGAACAGGUGGAAGAAGAACAAACUCUCUUAAAUGAACUAAGAAAAAUAGAACUUCGUAAGAAGGAAAGAGAAAAGAAAACCCAAGACUUGCAGAAGCUUAUUACUGCAGCUGACAGCAGUCAAGGAGAAACUAAGCGUCUUGAAAAGAAAGGACCGAAGAAGAAGGUUGUUCAACAAAAAAAUAUUAAAGCAGAAAAUGCUAGUGUUGAUUCGGCUGGAAUCAAGUUUGCUGAUUUUAAGGGAAGUGGAGCCACAGUUCGAAGUCAAAGGAUGAAAUUACCUGCUUCUGUGGGACAAAAGAAAGCUAAAGCUAUUGAGCAGUUGCUUAAAGAGCUUGAUUUAGAAACAAAUCCUAUACCUACAGAAGAAAUAUGCACAAAUUUUAAUGAACUGCGCAGUGAUAUGGUUCUGCUGUAUGAACUGAAAUUAGCUUUAGUUAAUUGUGAAUUUGAACUUCAGACAUUACGACAUCAGAGUGAAUCUAUAGCAUUAGAAAAGAAAAAAGAUCACCAUGAAAUUGUUUCAAGUUUUAUGGGAGGGCCUCAGAGAAUAAAAACUGAAUAAUGUGUCUUGAAUCACUGUAGAAGUAAUGUAUUUCAAAAAAUAAGAGAAAUUCCACUUUUGUUUUCAACUAGCUAUUCUUGCCUGUAACAGAUCAAACGGUUUCAUAAUGUUUGAAUUAUCAUUGCAUAUUUACUUUCCCUGUAUUUGUAUGUAAAAUAUGUACAUAAAAAUUGUUUA